This is a messenger RNA of Penicillium alfredii, 582 nucleotides long. RefSeq lists its product as uncharacterized. The transcript has a single exon. Lineage: Eukaryota; Fungi; Ascomycota; Eurotiomycetes; Eurotiales; Aspergillaceae. The record is from RefSeq and is a predicted model, not a curated record. Bases 1 to 582 code for a protein of 193 amino acids.
AUGCCUCCCAUCACGAAAUUCUGGCUUAGUACUCUCAAGGAUAAGAAAUCCACAGACUCCCCCGAAUUCACUCAACUCCUCGCAGACAUCCUCACAUUAUGUUCAUCUUACACAAACCCGGACACCGCAUCACCUCGGAUGCAUGCAUUGUAUCAAGAUAUCAAUAACCCGGCUCAACUUGUGAUGAUCACUGGUUAUCCGUCACAGGAGCUGAACACCGAAGCGGACAAGUUCUACGCCGCAAAGUACCUUCCUCGAAUGUUUGAGCAUGUCCAGCACGUUUGGCUCAAACAAUUGGACAUUGAUGUGACAACGCUGCACCUUGACGACGACAGGCUAGUCGUGACCCAUGGGACAGCACCGUCGACCUGGAAGGAUGGCAAAAGUCCAGGUGGUUUGGACGUUUGGCAAAAAACAAGACAAGCACUGGAUAACGAAAAUGGCGCGAGAGGUGUUGAAAUUCUUGACAACCCUGUUGACGCGGACUGGCUUCAGGUUUCAACAUGGGACGGAGGUGCCCAAAAUGCGGCAAAGCCAGAGGCGGGAGGUGUCUUUUACCCCAGAAAGGUAAUGGGACGCUAG